AUGGCCAGAGGACCAGAGGCGGCGGUUGGCCGCGGUGGGUCGCGGCGCAUGCGCACAACCGGGCCCAGCCCAGGCCGUGACGACACGCGGCACGCGUCGAAGAUUGCCCUGUGUGGCGGAUGCUCUCACGACGACACCGUGGCACGCCACGUCGAUAUCACUGUGCGCAGGAGGAGCGGCGCAGCGAUGCAGCUGCGCGCGGACGGCGACAACGGCAGCAUGCUGCGCGAGCUAGAGUGCCUGCUGGCCGGCGCCGGCGCUGGAGACGCGGCCGCAGACGGGCCGCGGUGCGCGCGCUCCUGGGACCGCCUGCUGUGCUGGCCGGACACAGAGCCCGCCACGCUCGCCACCCAGCCCUGCUUCUCCGAGCUCAACGGCAUCCCCUACGACACUACCCAGAACGCGUCGCGGUGGUGCCACGCGAACGGCACGUGGUCCAGCUACAGCAACUACUCGCUGUGCCGCGACCUCAGCCCGCUGGCGGCCGACGAGCCCGGCGUCGAGGUGGCGACGACGCUCUACUUCAGCGGCUACGCCCUGUCGCUGGCAGCGCUCGCCGUCGCCGUCGCCGUCUUCCUGCACUUCAAGGAGCUGAGGUGUUUACGAAAUACCAUCCACACGAACCUCAUGUGCACCUACAUUCUAGCGGACUUCAUGUGGAUACUCACAACCACGCUGCAGAUCGCUGUGCAGACUGGUGCCACAUCAUGCGUCGCGCUCAUCUUGCUGCUCCACUAUUUCCAUCUCACCAACUUCUUCUGGAUGUUCGUGGAGGGCCUCUACCUAUACAUCCUCGUGGUGGAGACCUUCACAGUGAAGAACAUUGAGCUUAGUGCCUACGUGGCCAUCGGAUGGGGCUGCCCUGCUCUCUUCGUGGCGAUGUGGGGUCUCGUGAAGACUUUUGCGCCAAGAGAAAGGGACACUCAGACGACGGAACCGCUGAUGCGACAUUGCCCUUGGAUGAGCCCCGACAGCUACGACUGGCUGUUCCAGGCUCCAGCCAUCGCCGUACUGGCUCUCAACCUCAUCUUCCUAGUCAUGAUCAUGUGGGUGCUGAUCACGAAGCUGCGGUCUGCGAACACGGUGGAGACGCAGCAGUACCGGAAGGCCAGCAAGGCGCUGCUGGUGCUGAUCCCGCUGCUGGGCAUCACCUACAUCCUCAUGAUCGCAGGGCCCACCGAGGGUUUCUCCGCUGAGGUCUACGGCAAUAUCCGCGCCGUGCUCCUGUCUACACAGGGCUUCACGGUGGCGCUGUUCUACUGCUUUCUCAACUCGGAGGUGCAGACGGCGGUGCGGCACCGGCUGGACAGCUGGCAGACGGCUCGCAGUCUCGGCGGCGCUGGGUCCGGCGCCCGCAGGCUCAAGAGGUCCAACAGCCGCGACGGCUCGCCCAGGUCCCGCACCGAGAGUAUACGGAAAGCUUGA
Molecule: messenger RNA, 1425 nt
Organism: Schistocerca piceifrons (Central American locust)
Lineage: Eukaryota; Metazoa; Arthropoda; Insecta; Orthoptera; Acrididae
Product: diuretic hormone receptor-like
Exons: 11
Coding region: 1-1425 (474 amino acids)
Biological process (GO): cell surface receptor signaling pathway; adenylate cyclase-modulating G protein-coupled receptor signaling pathway
Cellular component (GO): plasma membrane
Molecular function (GO): G protein-coupled peptide receptor activity; diuretic hormone receptor activity; peptide hormone binding
Source: RefSeq, a predicted model, not a curated record